Messenger RNA from Sitophilus oryzae (rice weevil), 1823 nucleotides. RefSeq names its product ion transport peptide (gene ITP). Gene Ontology annotation, biological process: circadian rhythm. Gene Ontology annotation, molecular function: neuropeptide hormone activity. The transcript has 3 exons. Lineage: Eukaryota; Metazoa; Arthropoda; Insecta; Coleoptera; Curculionidae. Gene Ontology annotation, cellular component: extracellular region. The record is from RefSeq and is a predicted model, not a curated record. Bases 298 to 687 code for a protein of 129 amino acids.
AUCAGCAUCCAACAACCAUCAUCCUUCGGUGAAAAUCCGUGGAACAAACCGCCGCUGCACGCUGCUGGUAUAUCGCGAGGAAAAAUAAAAACAAGUGACAUUAUAGAGCGAAUCGUAGUGACCGUUGCGAACCACCGAGGCCGUAUACGUUUCGUCGUUUGUAUCAGUUUUCAUCGUCAGUUUUCUUUCCGGUUUUUUACUUUUUUCCGAAAAAUUUUGCAUCUGGUGAUCUGAUCAGAAGGUUCAGUUUCAACAGUCGCUUGCAGGAAAGUUCAAUACAAAGGACAUAUAAACCAAAUGAGUCAGCGAUCGCAGCUUCAACGCGGAAGCGGCACCACUAGGGCGGUGUGGACUUGCCUGGCCAUCGCGCUGUGCGUGCAGGCCGUGAGGGCUGGCAGCCCCUGGCGCAGGGAACGGGGUGGCGGCGUGGGGCCUCUCCUCACCCACCACCUCACCAAGCGCUCCUUCUUCGACAUCCAGUGCAAGGGGGUGUACGACAAGAGCAUCUUCGCCAGGCUGGACCGCAUCUGCGAGGACUGCUACAACCUGUUCAGGGAGCCCCAAAUUCACUCGCUUUGCAUGUCCAAGUGUUUUUCAACUAGCUACUUCGAUGGAUGUGUCGAAUCCCUACUCCUGACCGAAGAUAUGCCUAAGUUUAGAAAAAUGAUCGAAUACCUAGCAAAAUAAAAUAAAAAAAAUAAUGCGGAGUGUAAUCUCUCAUGUUCUAUUAUUCUAGUCCUCUACACUCACCAUUAGGCAAUUAAUAUAUUAAGUAAGUUAUAGACAACUUGACAGAGUGUUUGAAUCUCUACUUUGUUUGGUUACUUUUUUAUUAUUUGUUAUUUAUUUAUUUAUACGUAAUAUUUAUUUAGCGCGUUAGAUGAAGAAUAAUGAUGUCUUAGUGGAAUUGUUCGUUGAUCAGUAUUUUAAAAUAGAAUCUCAAAUCAUACAUAUAGCUAUUAUUCUACACACAAAUAUCCAGCUGAAGAAAGUAGAUAUUAUAUAGAUAACACAUUAUGGAAAAAAUGCAUAAUGUUCAGAUCACAUCACGUCAUUUUUUUGUAUACAAAGUAUUAAUUUUUUUUGUCUCCCGCGAAUAUAUCAGUUCCUCUUUUAAUUUAUUUUUUUGCAUUUCCCCUUAAUGUUGAAUUAAAUUCCUUUAGAUGGCUGAAAGGAAUUAAUUUAACCGUAAUAUUCAUGAAUUUCAUUAUUCUACUGAUAUAUUUAAGGAUAAAUUAUUUAUUAUUGUUGAGAUUAUUUUUAUUUAGUUUAGAUUUUAAGACAGACAUUGCAAGAAAAAUGAACAACUUAAAAAAUGUUUUCGUAUCUAUCCAGCCUAUGUAAGAUUUUUAGUGCAAAUAUAAUUAUUAUUGUAUGUAUCUCUCUUGGAUAGGUAUGAAAAUAUAACGAAAAAUAAGCGUAUUAAUAGUAUUAAUAGACAAAAAAAUUUAGUACAAUAUUUUUCUUGCAGUGCUCAUAUUUUUAAAGACAUUCCCUAAUCAGUAUUGUACACAGAGGUUGUUAUUAUUUUAUAUAAUAUACCGGUAGCUGUGUCAGAAUAUGUUUCCAAUAUGUGAAUUUGGAAAAGAACAAUAGUGCCUAAAAUGUGCAAUUACAAAAAGAAAUCUGUCGAAUUGAUAUAGCCUGUAAGGCUCCAAAUAUAUUUAUUGUAUAAAAGGCUUCACGCCUCUAAAUAGAAUGUAUUUUUGUUUAAAAUAUUCGUAUAUAUACCUAAAAUGUAUUAAAACUUGUAACUGGAAAGGUUAUUUCGUAAAUGGCAGCUUCCUGAGAACAUCCGAUGAAUAAACCAAAAAAUCCUUAAG